This is a messenger RNA of Numida meleagris (helmeted guineafowl), 4020 nucleotides long. It is a transcript of the gene FAABTP, whose product is annotated as transmembrane protein 19. Lineage: Eukaryota; Metazoa; Chordata; Aves; Galliformes; Numididae. The record is from RefSeq and is a predicted model, not a curated record. Gene Ontology annotation, cellular component: membrane. The transcript is spliced from 7 exons. Bases 16 to 1482 code for a protein of 488 amino acids.
CAAGUCUAAACGUUAAUGACCUUUGUGAUGUUCCAACAAGUUUCAAACCUCAUUAAAAAAAAACUCACCCCUAUCAUUAUCAACUGUCAUUCCUGUCUUCUAUUUCUCGAACAAGCAAAAUGGAUUUCUGCUUCCUUUGACAUCUACGUAACUGUUGUACGCAGGUGGAACCCACAGGCUCAGGGGGAAGCACCUAACAGGCGCCGCUGCCUCCAGGGUGGGCGCGCUCGUGCCCUCACGAGGUGUUGGGAAGACAUACGGGAAGCUCUCCACAUUGGAACAUCCAGCAAUCAGCAACCAACAGCCCGGGCAGGACAGGACACGGCAGCGCCGCGGGGCACCGCAUCGCCCUCCUUCUCCACAGGCGGAGGCGGGUGUGGGCGGCGCAUGCGCGGUGCGGCGCUGGCGGCGGGGCGAGAUGGUGGCGCCGCCGGCGGGCCCGAGCUGCAGGCGGCCGCCCUCUGGCUCCCCAUGACGAGCAACCAGGAGGAUUUCUUCAGGGACUACCUCAAGAUGUUGGCGAACAUCGUCAUCCUGAGCCUGCUCAUCUCGGUCUCUCUGGCGUUCUGGAUCGUGUCCAUGACUGCGAGCACAUACUACGGUAAUAUACGACCAAUUUCUCCAUGGCGCUGGCUUUUUUCACUCGUAGUUCCAGUAGUGAUUGCUACACAGGGUUUUAAGAAGAGGAGUCUUGAUCACAGUGGUGCAUUGGCAGGAUUGGUGGUUGGAUUUAUCCUUACAGUUGCAAAUUACAGUUUCUUCACUUCUUUGCUCGUAUUUUUUGCUACUUCUUCAAAACUUACUAAAUGGAAAAAAGAUAUAAAGAAACGUAUAGAUUCAGAAUACAAAGAAGGUGGACAGAGGAAUUGGUUGCAAGUAUUCUGUAAUGGUGGUAUUCCUACUGAACUGGCUAUCUUGUAUAUGAUAGAAAGUGGACCUGGUGAAAUUCCAAUAGACUUUUCAAAGUAUUACACAGCAUCAUGGAUGUGCUUAUCCCUUUUGGGAGCUUUGGCAUGCUCAGCUGGUGAUACGUGGGCAUCAGAGAUUGGUAGUGUUAUGAGUAAAAGCAAGCCAAGGCUGAUAACAACCUGGAAACAGGUUCCAGUAGGUACUAAUGGAGGAGUUACAUUAGUGGGCCUGCUCUCAAGUUUUCUUGGUGGCAUGGCAGUAGGUAUAGCCUACUACAUAACACAGCUCAUUUUCGUGAGUGAUCUGGAUAUGUCGGCUCCACAAUGGCCAAUUAUUGUGUUUGGUGCAGCAGCUGGCUUACUGGGAUCAAUUCUUGAUUCAUAUUUGGGUGCUACGAUGCAAUACAGUGGUUUUGACAAGAAUACCAGCAUGGUUGUCAGCUAUCAAACAAGAGACUGCCAGCACAUAUCUGGAAAACCUAUAUUAGACAACAAUGCAGUAAAUCUUUUUUCUUCUCUGCUUGUUGCUCUGGUGUUUCCAGCUGUGGCAUUGUGUUUCUGGCCAAGAGGUUGAAAUGGCUUAAGGCUUUCAGCAUGCAAUUCAGUUAUAUUCAAUCUUUCUUAAAGACUUCUAAGGGUGCUCUAAGAGCUCUCUUAAAGAGAGGGAUCUGAACGUUUGAGAGAGCCAAAGGACUUUCCCUCUCAACUUAUGUAAGCAUCAUAUGGCAGAAGCCAUCUUUCAGGGCAAGAAGUUUUGUCAAUAUGCUCUUGCUGCUCCUUGAGUGGGUGCAGAUCAUCGCCAAGUGAGGUAAAGCACUUUGUCCUCCUGGAGCCUAAGGGUUGGGUUCAGCGGUCUCAAUGGAGGAUCAAGAAACUGGAAAAGGAAGUCUAAUCUACAUUUACAAGUGUGAUGGAGCACUGAAGCUGCUGUCCAAGCCAGGCACAAAGUCCUUUGCAACUUUGUGUAGGCAGCGGUAACACAGGCGAAAAGGAUGAAUUCUGGUUUGUUAUUUCCUAUAAUCUAGAGUAUGUAAAGUUUUAUGGAAAUACUUUGGGGAGGAAAAUAAAGUAAGCCUUGUUGCCUAUUCUGCAUCCUGAUAAAACUUUUACUUCCCUGAAAAAUACAGGUGGUAAAAAUAAUGCUAUUACAUAAUGUUUGGUGCAAAAGGCUAUGUUUAGAAUAAAAAAAAAGUGUUUCCAGUAAGAAUAAUAAAUUUGCCCAUGUUUAUUUGAAAUUGUUGUUUCCUUACUAAUGAUAUAUACGAAGAUUGUAAACGCUGUUGUAAUGCGAUAGUUGUUAAAUUAUCUAGGAUUAAAUAUCAAAAUUUUGAAUUCACAUUCAUUGUUUUAUAAAUAUGCAGAUUGUCUCUACACAUAGAAUUACUUCAUGAUAUUUAGCAUUCCGAGCAAACUAUAUUCUUUGAUUUUUGCACAGCAGUGUAAGUUUUUCUUACUUCUUUGUGAGGCUGCUAUUCACAGAUGAGAGUCUCAACCAGAGAAGCUACAGAGGUCAUCCUCAAAGUGAGUAGAGAGUCUCAAUGGCAAAUCAUUUGGAAGAGGGAAUUCAAUUUUAGUGCUCUGUCUGCCAUAUUAGAUUGUUCCAUCUUUCAUCAUUAAUUAUAGAAGAUGUGGAAGUUACUGAGCCAGCACAGAUUGUAUUUAAACUAACUGUAUACCUUCGUAAUAACUGGAGCCAUUCAGAAGGUAGAGCCUGUACUGUUGACUUAAGCUUUUUUUUAUCUUUAGAGGUAGGUGAAUAUUUGUGUUAAAUAGCUGAUUUUUUUAUUUUUUGAACAAGCGUGUUGUGUACGUUGCCUGUCCAAAUUCAUUUGGAUCAUGUACUCUGUUGCUUUUUUUUGAGAAUAUUGAAAAAUUAUAACACCUUCCACAUUGGAUUUAUUAACUUGAAAUCUACUCUGUAAGUCUGGAAUUCAGCACUGGAACUGGUUUUAUCCAGAUAUAUAGAUGAGAUUUGAAAUGUGUAAAAGCUUUCUGAAAAGAACAAGUUGUGUGAUUGCUGUACGUUAGCCUUUCUGUGGAAAGGCACGCAACUAUAAAAGGAAUGUAUGCACUUAAUCUAUAGCAAUGGAUACAUGAUAUUUUUAUAGGUUGAGUGGAUUUAUGCUGCUUCUGCAUAAAGGCUGUGUUUGCUGGUUUUUAGGAUUUUAUUAAUACUUCUGUAAUUUCUGGAAUUAAGAAAUGCACAUUUUUGUAAGAUAAUUUCUGUUUCAAUUAAAUGCCUUAUUUUUUUUAUUAUUUUGAUUCCUGAAACAAAGUCGGCUUUCAAACACUGAAGUAGACUUAGCCUGCUUUUCACUACUGUUCAAUGUGAGUCUCGUUUUAAAAACAGCGUGUCACAGUGAGAAGGCAUCUUUAGUUUUAAAUCCAUAGCAGCAUGAAAUGCUUUUAUGUGUUGUCAUAUGAAUUAACGUGAUCCCAUCGGAGUCCUGCAGGAAGGACCUGCAAAGGCCACUAUUGAGAAUUUUACAUUUAUCUUACCUUCACAGUGGUGACACUGAGUUGCUCAUGAAAUUCCCACUCCUAAAUCUUCAAUAUUUAGUAAGAUCUGAGUACUCCUGAGCUCCAAAAAGGACAGUGUUAACUCUAGGUAUAUCAGCUGAGGUACAGCUUAGGCUAAUUUAGUUACUUCUUUUUAAUGGAAGUUACAGGGAGGAAGACACAGUAUGUGGCUGCACCUGUGAACAACCUGUUAACUGAUGCAUCACUAAGAGCCCUUACUGAGAUGAGAAAGGAGCAGACAGGAAUACUGCCUGUCCAUGUGAUGCCUGGGGAGAAAGAAAGUGUAGAAGUAAAAGGGAAAAUGAGGAGAGGAGCUGGGGUGAAAACAAAGAAAUUAAAAACGCGUGAAUGUGUUUUGCUUCAGAACUGUUGGUAGCUUUAGUAUAUGAGAUAAUUCUAUCACUAAAUUUUAUUGAAGUGCCACUAAAGUUUUCCUCAGCCCCAAGAGGAUACACUGGAUUUUUUUAACUGAAAAGUUUCAGUUGUGAAACAUUGUUCCUCAUUUUUGGCUUGAUUUUUAGAUGUGUUAGAAGUUCAAGAAAAAGUAUGAUUAUGGCAGAAUUUAUUUUUAAUAAAUAACACAUUGCAAUCA